AUGUGCGGAGUCGCAGGAUGCUCCGUCUGCGCUGGCGCCUCCAUAUUCUCGGCGUUCUUCAUGUUCCUGCUGGGCAUAUUGAUAAAGAAUAACUACCAGUUCAUCGGGGAGUGGUAUGAGAAGGAGCCGCCCCACUACGCGCCCACGGAGGACCAAAUCGCAGAGGCGUCGCGCAGCUGCUUUAUUGUGGGCGCCAUUUACAUUGGCUGGAUGGUGCUGGCCAUCGGCUGCAUCUGCUUCCAGAGCGCGCGCAGCAAGGUGCGGUGA
This is a messenger RNA of Monoraphidium neglectum, 267 nucleotides long. RefSeq lists its product as hypothetical. NCBI's taxonomy places the organism in Eukaryota, Viridiplantae, Chlorophyta, Chlorophyceae, Sphaeropleales, Selenastraceae. The record is from RefSeq and is a predicted model, not a curated record. The transcript has 3 exons. Bases 1 to 267 code for a protein of 88 amino acids.